Molecule: messenger RNA, 801 nt
Organism: Morchella importuna
Lineage: Eukaryota; Fungi; Ascomycota; Pezizomycetes; Pezizales; Morchellaceae
Exons: 2
Coding region: 1-801 (266 amino acids)
Molecular function (GO): arylformamidase activity
Source: RefSeq, a predicted model, not a curated record
AUGUCCUCCGUCCGCACAAACGUCCCAUAUGGCUCCCACCCCCUCCAAACCCUGGAUGUCUGCCACCAGAACCCCUCCCCCGCCGCGCCCUGGCUAAUCUACAUCCACGGAGGUGCCUGGCGCGACCCCCUGAUUACAAAAUCUACAGCACACCCGCUCCUGCACCACAUCCUCCUCACGCACCCUACCCUCAACGCCGCAACACUAAACUACCGCCUCUCACCGCACCCCGACCAACCUCAAGCCACUGCCCGCCACCCCGACCACCUCAACGACGUCCUCUCUGGAAUCUUCUAUCUGCGCGAUAAUUAUGGGGUGGCCCCUAACCGUGCCGUUCUUGUGGGCCACAGCGCCGGCGCAACACUGGUCUUCCAAGUUCUGCCGCAGCUGGGGGCAGCGGGGCUAUGGCCGGCGGCUGUUGUGGGUGUCGAGGGUAUCUAUGACCUUGUGGGGCUAGUCGACGAGUAUCCGGGGUAUGCUGGGUUUGUUGAGGGCGCGUUUGGAGAGCGGGAGAGGUGGAGUGCGGCGUCACCAGGGUGGGAGGGAUGUAAGGGCUACAAAGGAAGGACAGUGCUGAUGCACUCGGAUGAUGAUGAGUUGCUGUCGUGGCGGCAGACGCUGGCAUGGAGGGCACGAAUUGAGGGAGCGAGGGGGAAGGGAGGGAAGGGACAGCGGGUAAGGCUUGUGAGGGCACGGGGCCUUCAUGAUGAGGUUCCGGAGGGGAGGGAGCUUGCGGGAGUGGUGAGUGAGCUGGUGGGGGAGAUGACGGUCAAGGAGACGGAGGUUAGGCAUAUGUUAUAG